Vespa mandarinia (Asian giant hornet) is the source of this 1110-nucleotide messenger RNA. RefSeq lists its product as uncharacterized. The record is from RefSeq and is a predicted model, not a curated record. NCBI's taxonomy places the organism in Eukaryota, Metazoa, Arthropoda, Insecta, Hymenoptera, Vespidae. Gene Ontology annotation, cellular component: plasma membrane. Gene Ontology annotation, molecular function: odorant binding; olfactory receptor activity. Gene Ontology annotation, biological process: sensory perception of smell; detection of chemical stimulus involved in sensory perception of smell.
AUGAAAUUUACUAACGAAGCAGCAUUAAAGUUUACAAAGAGAAGCGUUGCUCUAUUAGCUGUAUGGCCACCACUAACAAACACCUCGAAAAAAAAAUUGUUCCUUAUCGAUGUUUAUUUUUGGGGUUCAUUUCUAUUCGCUCAGACAAUGUUAAUGGCUUUAGCAAAUGGAAUGUACGUUCAUCGCAAUAAUUUCGAGAUAAUGAUACAGUCAAUGUGCUUUGGAAUCACUAUUAUACAAAUGAGUAUUAAAAUGAUGACAUGUAGAAUGCAACGUUCGAGUUUACAGUCGAUAAUAGAGGAAAUGGAAAAUAUUAUUAAACAAGCCGCGCCAUACGAAAAAGCUAUAUUAGAAAAAUAUGUGAAUAGAUCUGCGAUACUACACAUAUCCCUUACAUUUGGAUUUUAUUUAGCGGGUAUCAAUAUCGCUUUGGGACCAAUAUUUCUACCACAAUCGUUACCGAAUUUUGCGGCUUAUCCUUUCGACACGGAAUCACAUCCCAUUUACGAAAUUAUUUAUUUUCAACAAGCAUUAACUGCUGUACAAGCUUCUACAGCUGCCACGAUUGAUUGCCAGGUUGCACUUUUACUAUGGUUCGCUGGUGCAAGAUUUGAAAUGUUGAAAACUGAAUUUGCAAAUAUCGUCGACGAAUAUAAUCUUACACGAUGUAUAAAGAAACAUGGUCAGAUACUCAGUUAUGCAGAAAAGAUAGUAAAAACUGUGCGUAUCCUAAUUCUUGCCACUACUGUUAUUACGACCAUAUUAAUUGUCAUUAGUGGACUUAUAUUCAUAUUUACAGAAGAAUUAGCAGUCAAAUUCCAAUUCCUCGUGUUGGAUAUUGUCGCCGUUAUUCAAUUAUUUUUGAACUCAUAUCCGGCUGAAAAUUUAAUACAAAUGAGUACUGCAAUUGGAACGGCAGCAUAUAAUUUGAAUUGGAUGGAUAACUCACGAAAAAUGUGGCAAAAUGUAUGUUUUCUAAUUCAAAGAUCUCAAAAACCAGUUACUCUCAGUAUUCCUGGAUUUAUACCUGCAUUGUCUCUAACUUAUUAUAUGUCGUUUCUGUCAUCGUCAUUUUCAUACUUCACAACAUUGAGAGCUGUUGUUAAAUAA